Molecule: messenger RNA, 980 nt
Organism: Impatiens glandulifera
Lineage: Eukaryota; Viridiplantae; Streptophyta; Magnoliopsida; Ericales; Balsaminaceae
Product: 40S ribosomal protein S6
Exons: 6
Coding region: 84-833 (249 amino acids)
Biological process (GO): translation
Cellular component (GO): ribosome
Molecular function (GO): structural constituent of ribosome
Source: RefSeq, a predicted model, not a curated record
CUAGCAGCAGUCAUAAGAACCUGACAGCAGAGACCUUCAAUCCUCCUCUUGCAUCUUCGUGGCCGCUUCUCUGUUCCAACAAGAUGAAGUUCAACAUUGCGAACCCAACCACUGGUUGUCAGAAGAAGCUUGAGAUCGAUGAUGAUCAGAAACUCCGAGCUUUCUAUGACAAAAGAAUCUCCCAGGAGGUCAGUGGAGAUGCUCUCGGUGAGGAAUUCAAGGGCUAUAUUUUCAAGAUUAAGGGAGGUUGUGACAAGCAAGGGUUUCCUAUGAAGCAGGGAGUUUUGACUCCAGGCCGUGUUAGCCUAUUGUUACAUCGAGGUACCCCUUGCUUUCGGGGAUAUGGAAGGAGGAAUGGAGAACGAAGAAGAAAGUCAGUUAGAGGAUGCAUUGUGAGCCAAGAUCUCUCUGUUUUGAACUUGGUAAUAGUGAAGAAGGGUGAGAAUGAUCUCCCUGGACUUACUGAUGUUGAGAAACCAAGAAUGAGAGGUCCAAAGAGAGCAUCAAAGAUCAGGAAGCUCUUUAACCUUUCCAAGGAUGAUGAUGUCAGGAAAUACGUUAACACCUAUCGUCGCACUUUCACUAACAAAGCUGGAAAGAAAGUGAGCAAAGCUCCUAAGAUUCAGAGGCUGGUAACUCCAUUGACACUUCAAAGGAAGCGAGGUAGAAUUGCUGAGAAGAAGAAGAGGGUAGCUAAAGCUAAGUCAGAGGCAGCUGAUUACCAAAAGCUUUUAGCCUCAAGGCUGAAGGAGCAAAGGGAGAAGAGAAGUGAAAGCAUGGCAAAGAAAAGGUCCAGACUUUCUGCUGCAUCUAAGCCAUCUGUCAUUGCUUAAAUAGCUUUUACUUUUGCAUUUGCGAACUCAAGUACUAUGUUUUUCUAUUGCCUAUUACUUAUUUGUCAAAAAUUUAGUAAUUUUGGAUCUGGUUUAGAUUGUUUGGAUCUGGUUUAACUUCUUAUGUGAGCAAUUUUGGUAUUUGAA